ACGACAGAAGGAAAAGAAACCAGAAAAAUUUCACAGCCAAUAUUUCAUUCAUAUUGAGUGGAAUGGAGUCUGUUGAGUUCGCAGAUAUGGUAAGUAGAAGACUAUCUCUCGAUUACCGUUAGUAGAUUAUAUUGGAAUGAGCAGCAUCGUAAAUAAAAGAAGAAGUAUUUUCCAGUUAGCUUCCUCUCGCGUAACGUCCAUGCAAAAUUUAUACAAUAAAAUAUUGAUUCUCCAUUAGAAUUAAAUAAUCCAUUUUUGACAUGAAGUAUAUACCAAUAACGUGGACAGAAAUAAAUUAAAAAUAAUGGUGUUGAAAUAUUAAGAACGUCAGAAGAUAAUUGUCAACUUGACUGUCUUAUCCAAAAACUGAUAAGACUAUCGUGAUGAUCUUUGAAUUCAUAAUGGGUUCAUCGCCCUUGAAGGGUUUGAACCGGAAGGACUUCCUCUUGAAAAGUAGAGUCACAUUCCACUAACCUCGGUCCACUGUUGCUAGAGAAGGAGCUUGAGUACUGAAUACCAUAGAGAAAUCCCGUAAGCCAGGCCCGUGGGGCAGACCGGUGAAACUGUCGUUUUUCGUUUACGCUCACAAGUCCGGCUCCGACUACGAGAACAGUCAAUAAGGAGCCUUCGAGAAGAUCGCAUAUCCUGGCCUGAUUCAGGCCGACCAUGGCUGUCGACGUUCAGUCGAUCCUGCGGCUCGUAUUUUGUUUGUCAAUGAUCAUUUCAUUGAAUCUGAUCGAUGCUCGACCGAACCGCGUUGAUUUUGAACUUUUCACUUGGGAAAAUGACAAUUGCUCCUCAGUGAACAGGGACGAUUUAUUUCUUGAAGAGGAAAGGGAAACGAAUAGAUAUAUAAACGAGAAAGAUGUACUAUUAAACGAAACUAAUGGUGGUUCAAAUAACGAAGAUAGCAGAGGAUUUUCCUUUGGCGACAUCGUAGAAUCAAUGUUUUCUGCAGUGGCGAGUGGACUUGGGUCUAUCGUCACCAGUUUCAUAGGCACAGAGAAAAGUUCCAAACCACGAUCUACCAGGGUUAAUUACAGAAACUAUCAAUUAAUCAGAUUGUUCCCUAGCACUCAGAGCCAGGUGAAAGAAUUGAAGGAACUUAUGGAUGCUGAACCUGAGGAUGUAAAAUUCUGGACACAACCGAUAAACAACAAGACGACAGACGUGGUGGUCUCGCCAGAUCUUGUCUCAGAUGUGAAGACGUUUCUCAGGAAUAAAGGAAUUGACUUCAAAGUGCUGAUAUCCGAUCUUCAGAAAAUGAUAGCUCAUCAAAAUCCAAAGAUGAGCAAAGAACAACGCGAAGAUCUUGUCACCAGUCGAGGUCACAGCAUGACUUGGAAGAGAUAUCAUCGAUACGGAGAUAUCGUUAGAUACAUGGAAUAUUUAGCCUUCAGGUACCCAAGGCUGGUAGAAUUGAUAACAAUUGGCAACAGUUUCGAGGGGCAACCCAUUAAAAUGGUGAAAAUUUCAUCUGGUCCAACUAAGGAUGGCGAUGACAAACCAGCCAUCUGGAUAGAUGCCGGUAUGCACGCACGUGAAUGGAUCAGCACCGCAGUCGCGACCUACAUUAUGAGCCAGCUGGUCGAGAAGAACAGCAGCUACUCAAAAUUGUUGGACAGUUCCGAUUGGAUGAUUCUACCUGUCGCGAAUCCUGAUGGCUACGAGUUCACUCACACUGGUGACAGAUUGUGGCGAAAGACUCGAAGCAAUCAUGGGGAUGAUCAGGACGACAGUCGGUCCGUCCAUUAUAGUCUGCUUCAGUUGGUGAGCCAUUAUACUAGAUGGUUAUGGGGUAAAUGCGAGGGUGUCGAUCCGAAUCGUAAUUUUGGUUACCAUUGGGGUGAAGUGGCGGAGGGUGGGACGAGUUUGGACCCUUGCCACGAAACAUACGCUGGUCCGCACGCGUUCUCCGAGCGGGAAACCAAGGCGAUGGCCGAAUACAUACUGGCCAACAAAGAGAAUAUUAGGAUGUACUUAACAUUGCACUCUUAUUCGCAAAUGUGGCUGGUGCCAUGGGGAUACACGUACUCGAAACCCUCCGACUAUUCCGAAUUAGUGAGUGCAGCGAAAAAAGCUAUCGGUGCAAUUUCGAAGGUGCACGGUACCAAUUACAAACUUGGUCCGUCAGCUGAUUUAUUGUAUCCGACUUCAGGCUCUUCUGAUGAUUGGGCCAAAGGUGUAGCUGGAAUAAAGUACGCCUAUACCCUGGAGCUUCGCGAUCGUGGGACUUAUGGAUUUCUUCUUCCAGCGAGUCAAAUCGUGCCUACAGCACGCGAAAUCUGGGCUGGAAUCAGGAUGAUCGCUCGUCUAGUCACUUGCAACACGUGAAAUUCGUCGUGGAUGGGCAUAAUGAUUACAGCGUACUGCGGACUCAUGAAACGUCCCUGGUAUCAGUUGCAAUUAGAACCUAUAUCGUACAUUUCUUAAUAUCGUAAUAAAGAUAUGUCUCGACAGAUGUUGAUAACUGCCCAUCAAAUCGAGUAGAUAAACGGUCAGAUCGUUAUCGAUGAUUUAUCGGCUGUUUUUUAACGGUGAAUUUCGUUUGUUUACAACGUCCUUGAAUGUACAGUGUAAAGUUCAGCAGAUUGGAUCUUCUAAAACAUCAUCGAAAGAAUUACCAUGACUAAAAUAAUUACUAGAAUGUCAUAUUAAUGAUUCGAUUGAUUUUAUCCAUGAACGAUUUGUAAAUACUGUAAAUCUUCGAUCUUAUCAUCAAGAAUGUGUAAUUAAAUGCUGAUUAGAAUAUGGUGUAAUUUAUGUGUUAUGUAUUGUAUUUAGUUAAGUAGUAUGUAUUCAUUUAAUAGAAUUUAAUAAUUAUACAUUAAGAAGAAAAUAUUUAAAUAUAGUAUCUUUGGAG
Molecule: messenger RNA, 2863 nt
Organism: Osmia lignaria (orchard mason bee)
Lineage: Eukaryota; Metazoa; Arthropoda; Insecta; Hymenoptera; Megachilidae
Product: carboxypeptidase B-like
Biological process (GO): proteolysis
Molecular function (GO): zinc ion binding; metallocarboxypeptidase activity
Source: RefSeq, a predicted model, not a curated record